CACACACACACGUACAGUACAAUUGCAGAAGAUUCAAACGGAGGAGAUAAAUCAACCAUGCACCCGUUCAAUGCGGUGGCGUUGUUGUCCGUCGCGAUCAGGAACAGCGGCGGCGCCGUCGGACUAGGUACGGAGAUUGAAUUCGGUACGGUCUGGUGGUUCGUCUACGCCGGAAUUUCGUGCGCGCUGGUGCUGUUCGCCGGAAUAAUGUCGGGAUUGACACUUGGCCUUAUGUCAUUGGGCCUCGUCGACCUCGAGAUCCUCCAGCGCAGCGGCACCCCGUCGGAGAAGAAGCAGGCCGCCUCAAUAUUCCCGGUGGUUCAGAAGCAGCACCAGCUUCUUGUGACACUGCUUUUAUUCAAUGCUGCCGCUAUGGAGGCACUUCCGAUAUACCUCGACAGGAUAUUCAAUCAAUAUGUUGCCAUUAUACUGUCUGUUACGUUUGUCCUAUUUUUCGGAGAGGUUAUUCCUCAAGCCAUAUGCACUCGAUAUGGACUUGCUGUAGGUGCAAACUUAGUUUGGCUCGUUCGAAUUCUGAUGAUUAUAUCCUACCCUAUUUCUUAUCCAAUUGGAAAGAUAUUGGAUUAUGUACUGGGGCAUAACGAGGCACUGUUUAGACGAGCUCAGCUCAAGGCUCUUGUCUCCAUUCACGGCCAGGAGGCUGGCAAAGGUGGUGAACUCACGCAUGACGAGACAACAAUUAUUAGUGGCGCGUUGGAUUUAACAGAGAAGACUGCUGAGGAGGCCAUGACUCCAAUCGAGUCCACAUUUUCCUUGGAUGUCAAUUCAAAGUUAGACUGGGAAGCGAUGGGUAAGAUUCUUGCUCGUGGUCACAGUCGAGUUCCUGUCUAUGCUGGAAAUCCGAGGAACAUUAUCGGACUUUUACUGGUAAAGAGCCUUCUCACAGUUAGAGCCGAAACAGAGACUCCCGUGAGUGCCGUUUCUAUCCGAAGAAUCCCACGUGUCCCUGCAGAUAUGCCACUCUACGACAUACUAAACGAGUUUCAAAAAGGCAGCAGUCAUAUGGCAGCUGUAGUAAAGCCCAAACCGAGAAACAGAAUGCCGCCUCCUAUUGAGGAGAAAUCCGAGGGUACAAACGUAAAUUCAGACAUAACUACACCUUUACUGUCGAAUAAAGAAGACAACGUUGUUAUCGACGUUGACCGGGUCCCACGUUCGUCGGACGUCCAUGAAGACGGUGAAGUUAUCGGUAUUAUCACCUUGGAAGAUGUAUUUGAAGAGCUUUUGCAGGAGGAAAUUGUUGAUGAGACGGAUGAAUUUGUUGAUGUACAUAAAAGGAUACGCGUGGCAGCAGCUGCAGCAGCUUCAUCGGUUGCACGGGCCCCAUCUAGUCGGAGGUUAACUGUCCAGAAAGGAGUUGGAGUCCAAACUAAGCAAGGACUAACUCCCAAGAAAUCGGGUGAGGACGACAUUACUUCUGCAAAGAUUGCGAAGUAAAAGUUGGUGAGCUAUAUAUAAUAACAAACGAUGAACGAAGACUUCCAUUUUUUAUAAUGCUCUAUUGUUUGUUAUAUAAUUUUGGCGAGGAAACGAAGAGCGAUCCUAGUGCAAAUAGUGGAUGGUCCAAACUGGAAUUACGAGUGUCGUAUAAUAUUCGAUUUUGUAACAUUUGUUCGAGAUUUAUUUUUUUUGUUAUAAUACAGACGUGCCUCUUCGUUGAACUUUCGUGAAAUGUUUGUGCUAGUUUGAUC
Molecule: messenger RNA, 1712 nt
Organism: Erythranthe guttata (spotted monkey flower)
Lineage: Eukaryota; Viridiplantae; Streptophyta; Magnoliopsida; Lamiales; Phrymaceae
Product: DUF21 domain-containing protein At4g14240
Biological process (GO): magnesium ion homeostasis; intracellular manganese ion homeostasis
Cellular component (GO): cytoplasm
Source: RefSeq, a predicted model, not a curated record